UCGGGACCCCUCCAUUUCUUCCCCAACGCUGCCGUUCUGUCGCUAAACCACUCCGGAUUUCGAUCAAACCGAUCUCCGAUCGAUCGUUUUUUGUCGGUUUGAUAAAAGAAAACUGGAGAGCUGAAUUCAUCAUGUCGAUGUCUGAUUCCGAUACGUCGUCGCAGGGCGGCGAGUACAAAAAUUUACGACAAAUUAGCCGGGAAAGAUUGUUAUAUGAAAUGCUUCGAUCUACAAAAACAGGAGAUUCUAAAUCAACCUGGAAGGUGCUUGUCAUGGACAAAGUGACUGUCAAAAUAAUGUCAUGCGCAUGCAAGAUGGCGGACAUUACGGAGGAAGGAGUUUCAUUGGUGGAGGACAUACACAGGCGACGGCAGCCUUUACCUACGAUGGAUGCUAUAUAUUUUAUUCAGCCAACCAAAGAAAAUGUUGUCAUCUUCUUGUCUGACAUGGCCGGAAGAUCGCCUUUGUAUAAAAAGGCAUUUGUAUUCUUUAGUUCACCUGUGCCCAGAGAGUUGGUUAACCAGAUAAAGAGGGAUACAAGUGUUUUAUCUCGCAUUGGUGCUCUGAGAGAGAUGAACUUGGAAUACUUCACCAUAGAUAGCCAGGGUUUCAUCACAGAUAACGAGAGGGCUUUGGAGGAACUUUUUGGUGACGAAGAAAGUUCACGCAAAGUUGAUGCAUGUUUGAACGCAAUGGGCACCAGCAUUGCUACCGUUUUUGCUUCUCUGCGGGAGUUUCCUUUUGUGCGCUACCGUGCAGCCAAAUCUCUUGAUCCUACUACAAUGACAACAUUCCGUGAUCUAAUUCCUACAAAGCUUGCUGCUGCCGUUUGGAAUUGUCUUAUGAAAUACAAAGCUAACCUCCCAAAUUACCCACAAACAGAAACAUGUGAAUUGCUUAUUCUUGAUAGAUCAGUGGACCAGAUUGCUCCUAUUAUACAUGAAUGGACAUAUGAUGCCAUGUGCCAUGAUCUAUUAAAUAUGGAGGGUAAUAAAUAUGUCCAUGAGGUUCCAAGCAAAACUGGUGUUCCUGAGAAAAAAGAGGUCCUAUUGGAGGAUCAUGAUCCUAUCUGGCUGGAGCUUCGUCAUUCGCACAUAGCAGAUGCUAAUGAACGGUUGCAUGAGAAGAUGACAAACUUUGUAACAAAGAACAAAGCUGCACAAAUGCAUCAAGGUUCAAGAGAUGGUGGUGAAUUGUCUACUCGUGAGUUGCAGAAGAUGGUUCAAGCUUUGCCUCAAUACAGUGAACAGAUUGAAAAGCUUUCCCUUCAUGUGGAUAUUGCUGGAAAAAUUAACAGAAUUAUAAGGGAAUUGGGGCUAAAAGAAGUUGGGAAAUUAGAGCAGGAUCUUGUUUUUGGAGAUGCUGGAACCAAGGAUGUCAUUGAUUUCCUGAGAACAAACCAGGACGUUACACGUGAGAAUAAGUUGCGCUUGCUGAUGAUUUAUGCAGCUGUUCAUCCUGAGAAGUUUGAGGGAGACAAAAUUGCAAAACUAAUGGAGCUCGCUAGGUUGCCGCAAGAAGAUAUGAAUGCUGUGUAUAACAUGAGAUUGCUUGAGGGCGCAGCAGACAGCAAAAAAAGCUCUAUUGUGCCUUUCUCCUUGAAGUUGGAUGUACACAAGAAAAAACACGCUGCCAGAAAAGACCGUCCUGGUGAAGAAGUGGCUUGGCAACUAUCACGUUUCUACCCUAUGAUAGAGGUACUCAUUGAAAAAUUGAGCAAAGGUGAACUCGCAAAGAAUGACUACCCAUGUAUGAAUGACCCAAGUGCAACAUUCCACGGGAACUCUAAUUCUGCAUCAGUAAGAACAGGGGAAAUUCCAGCUGCACAUUCAGUGAGAUCAAGACGGACAGCAACAUGGGCCCGCCCUCGAAACUCUGAUGAUGGCUAUUCAAGUGAUUCAAUUUUGAAGCAUGCAUCUAGCGAUUUCAAGAGCAUGGGUCAACGGAUUUUCGUGUUUAUAGUUGGUGGGGCAACUAGAUCAGAGCUGCGAGUUUGUCAUAAAUUAACCACAAAGCUAAAGAGGGAAAUUAUUCUUGGUUCAUCUAGUCUCGAUGACCCUCCACAAUUUAUUACGAAAUUGAAGCUGUUGACCGCACAAGACUUAUCGUUAGAUGAUCUUCAGAUAUCGUUAGAUGAUCUUCAGAUAUAGUCAGCAUGAGGGGUACAAGGUGGUCAAACGAUUUUUCCCAUGCCUGCUCUUCGCUUGCUACAAAUAGGUCAUCCCUUGGUCGUCUUAAGUUUGCUAUUGCAAAUGUGUCGUGUAUUAUUUGGGCUGUGUCGUCCUCCUUCCCUUUGAAUUGCUUUUUGGCUUGUGUUGUAACUUGUAAGUGAUGAUUUGAAGCCAUGAAGCAAUCGGCAUGUAUAAAAUCACUCUCUUUCCAUGGAAAAGACCACUUUUGACUUUCUAGGAAGCAAUCAGUCCGUGUGUAUAAAUAUCAUUCAUUUCAUGCAAGGUCCCAUUUUUUGUGUUGUCGAGUGUAUUA
Coffea eugenioides is the source of this 2484-nucleotide messenger RNA. RefSeq names its product SNARE-interacting protein KEULE-like. The record is from RefSeq and is a predicted model, not a curated record. Gene Ontology annotation, cellular component: plasma membrane; secretory granule. Gene Ontology annotation, molecular function: syntaxin binding. The coding region runs from base 132 to 2150 and encodes 672 amino acids. Gene Ontology annotation, biological process: vesicle-mediated transport; intracellular protein transport. The transcript has 21 exons. NCBI's taxonomy places the organism in Eukaryota, Viridiplantae, Streptophyta, Magnoliopsida, Gentianales, Rubiaceae.